AAACAUAAAAAUCUUAGUAAUGUUUUAUUUUUUCCGAAUUGAAAGAUUACAGAACCAUUGAGUUUUCGGCUCUUCAACGAUGGCUAUGAAAUUGAAUCUUAGUGUAACUUUAAGCCUAGGAUUGAAUCCAUUUCCCAAAUUCAAUUCAAAGAAGCUCCAUGCAUAUGGCUGUAGAAGAGGUCUCCAUGUUUCCCGCUCUUCUCUUGUGGAGGAACAGCAGCAAUCUAUCUCUUUCUCUAAACCCGAAACUCACUUGAUUGAUGCCCUUAUUGGGAUCCAAGGCCGAGGCAAAUCCGCAUCUCCUCAGCAACUGCAGGAAGUGGAGAGCGCAGUGAAAGCUUUAGAAGGUUUAGAAGGCGUUCCUGAACCAACAAGCUCAGAUUUAAUUGAAGGUUGCUGGCAAUUGAUGUUUACAACUAGACCAGGGACAGCAUCUCCAAUUCAGAGAACAUUUGUAGGUGUUGACUUCUUUAGUGUAUUUCAAGAGGUAUACCUUAAGACAAAUGAUCCACGUGUAUCUAACAUUGUAAGGUUCUCAGAUGCAAUAGGUGAGCUAAAGGUGGAGGCAGCAGCAGCAAUUGAAAAUGGAAAACGGAUCAUAUUUCGAUUUGACAGAGCAGCAUUUUCAUUCAACUUUUUACCAUUUAAAGUUCCCUAUCCAGUGCCAUUCCGGCUUCUUGGUGAUGAAGCAAAGGGUUGGUUGGACACUACAUACUUGUCCCCAUCCGGAAACCUUCGCAUAUCAAGAGGAAAUAAGGGCACCACAUUUGUGCUGCAAAAAAAAACUGAACCCAGGCAAAGAUUGCUUGCAGCCAUUUCUACAGAAACACAAGUCAGAGAGGCAAUAGAUGAGUUCGUAUCUCUAAAUAAGAACACUGCUAAAGACGAAAUAGAACUCCUCGAUGGAGAAUGGCAAAUGAUAUGGAGUUCACAGACGGAGACAGACAGUUGGAUAGAAAAUGCUGCCAAUGGUCUUAUGGGCAAGCAGAUUGUCAAAAAUAAUGGACAACUGAAGUUUGUGGUAGACAUCUUGCUUGGGCUUAGAUUCUCCAUGACUGGAACAUUUGAGAAAUCUGGGACAAACAAAUACAAUGUUAUAAUGGAUGAUGCAGCGAUCAUUGCAGGCCCUUAUGGAUAUCCUUUAGAGAUGGAAACCAAGAUUAACCUAGAGCUGCUGUAUACUGAUGAAAAGAUCAGAAUUAGCAAGGGGUAUAAUGGCAUUGUUUUCGUGCAUGUACGGACAGAUGGAACAAAGCAGGAAUAGGCCAAUGGUGUAUCAAAAGAAAGAGUAAAAUUUUAUGGUACUUUAACUUGUACAUCCAUAGCAACAGGCCAAGGGAAAACAUGAAACUAAUAAGCUUUUUUGUUCUGUAUGUAAUUAUAAUUACAAGUGAUAUUGCCAUGUAGCCAAGCUAACUCAGAAAGGCUAGUAUUUUCGGCCUUGUUUGGUAUAUAAUGAGCUAUUUGUUGAAAACUGCUUAUGAGGAAGUUCAUUUCCCAAGAGAUAUUGUGUGUUCAGUUA
Manihot esculenta (cassava) is the source of this 1522-nucleotide messenger RNA. Its product is annotated as probable plastid-lipid-associated protein 12, chloroplastic. The record is from RefSeq and is a predicted model, not a curated record. The coding region runs from base 80 to 1264 and encodes 394 amino acids. Lineage: Eukaryota; Viridiplantae; Streptophyta; Magnoliopsida; Malpighiales; Euphorbiaceae. The transcript has 11 exons.